Messenger RNA from Cryptomeria japonica (Japanese cedar), 933 nucleotides. RefSeq names its product nuclear speckle RNA-binding protein A. Bases 173 to 691 code for a protein of 172 amino acids. The transcript has a single exon. NCBI's taxonomy places the organism in Eukaryota, Viridiplantae, Streptophyta, Pinopsida, Cupressales, Cupressaceae. Gene Ontology annotation, molecular function: mRNA binding. The record is from RefSeq and is a predicted model, not a curated record.
UCCAAGAGGUAUAAAUAUCUCGUGUUAUGCCAAUCAUUCUACCCAAGAGCUGAAAACCUAUUCCUACCAUUAGAUAGCGAAAGUUCUUUAGGGUUUGGACCUAGGGUUUUAUGUUUUCGGCUUCGGGAGCAGUCACAGAGUAUUUUGAUAAGCAAUAAAAAUUGACAAAAAAAUGAGCAGGUUUGGAGGCGAAAUCGAUGCCAGCUUCUCGGGCAUGGCUUCGUCAUUCAAGCGCCCUCGUACAGACUACGAAUACGCAGGGGUAGAGCUAGGUUUGAACGACUAUUACAGAGAAAUACCUUCUCAGGAGUACGUGACCAGAGAUCGAAUCCUUCCAGCUCUUUACCUUCCACCAGACGCUUCCAGCACGCUGUUCGUCAAGGGUUUGCCCACCGACUGUUCGCGCAGAGAGGUGGCUCACAUUUUUCGGCCUUUCCGGGGCUUCAAAGAUGUGAGGCUCGUCAGCAAGGAUUUUCCCAGGGGUGAUACUCUUGUGUUUUGCUUUGUGGAGUUUGAAAGUCCGACCUUUGCUGCUACUGCAAUGGAGGCUCUGCAGGGUUAUAAGCUUGACGGAAAUGAUCGAAAUUCACCGGUUCUAGAAGUAGAGUUCGGGAGGAGUAGUUCUGGCGAGAGAGGAAGAAGGGGCAUGAGAAGGCGCUCGGAUUCUCCGCCUUUCUAUCGACGCCGGUGAUUUUGAUUUAGUGUUUCACAAUCUGUUGUUUAAACUAGUCGACCGGAUUUUUGGAAAAUUUUCUUUCAUCGUAACUGCUAGUGUCAGUUAUCGGUAGUUUUUAAUUUUAGGGUUAAGUGAACGGUGGUUUUCUUAUAUGAUUUAUUGCCAGUUUUGAAUAAUGAUCAAUUAUAAAUUGGGAUUGAGCCACUUUUUUAUGUAUUUCAACCAAAUUGAAGGUUAAAUGAACGGUGCUUUUGCUA